Tachyglossus aculeatus (Australian echidna) is the source of this 675-nucleotide messenger RNA. Its product is annotated as olfactory receptor 14K1-like. Gene Ontology annotation, molecular function: odorant binding; olfactory receptor activity. The transcript is spliced from 4 exons. Bases 1 to 675 code for a protein of 224 amino acids. Gene Ontology annotation, biological process: G protein-coupled receptor signaling pathway. Gene Ontology annotation, cellular component: membrane. The record is from RefSeq and is a predicted model, not a curated record. NCBI's taxonomy places the organism in Eukaryota, Metazoa, Chordata, Mammalia, Monotremata, Tachyglossidae.
AUGCCCCAUGGGGCCUGUGUACGUAUGUUGGCUGCCUCUUGGUUCAGCAGCUGUUUGAAUGCCAUCAUGUACACAGCCAGCACCUUCUCUCUAUCCUUCUGUGGCCCCAACACUGUCCACCAGAUCUUCUGCGAUGGUCCCCAGUUGCUAAGACUUGCAUGUUCCACUGACCAUGUCCCAGAAGAUGUGAGUUUAGUCACCAGCAUCUGCUUAGGUUUCUUCUGUUUCGUGCUCAUCGUGGGCUCCUACGUCCGCAUCUUCUCAGCCGUGCUGAGGAUAACGUCAGUGGAGGGACGCUCCAAAGCCUUCUCCACCUGUGUACCCCACCUGGUUGUAGUCGCUCUGUAUGUCACGUCUGCCGUGUCUGCCUACCUAAAGCCGAUAUCCGACUCUCCCUCUGAACUAGACCUGCUGGUGUCUGUGUGCUAUGCAGUGGUGCCCCCUACUCUGAUCCACAUUGCACCAUUCCUCCUGGUCAAUCUGGCAGCCUUGAUGAGGAAUCUCCUCACCAUUACCGUCACCACCCUUGACUGGCACUUUCAUGUGAGUUUAGCCAUAACCAUCUGCUUAGCUUUCUUCUUCUUCGUGCUCAUCAUGGACUCCUACGUCCGCAUUUUCUCAGUCGUGCUGAGGGUGCCGUCAGCGGAGGGCAGCCCCAAGGCAUUCUCCACGUAG